Messenger RNA from Lathyrus sativus (Indian pea), 447 nucleotides. Lineage: Eukaryota; Viridiplantae; Streptophyta; Magnoliopsida; Fabales; Fabaceae. The record is from the annotation of a GenBank genome assembly.
AUGGCAUCCAAACGCAUCCUCAAGGAACUCAAGGAUUUGCAGAAGGAUCCUCCUACCUCAUGCAGCGCAGGUCCUGUUGCUGAGGAUAUGUUUCAUUGGCAAGCAACAAUCAUGGGACCUGCUGAUAGCCCCUAUUCAGGUGGUGUGUUUUUGGUUUCAAUUCACUUUCCUCCAGAUUAUCCAUUCAAGCCACCAAAGGUUGCAUUUAGGACUAAGGUAUUCCACCCGAACAUCAACAGCAAUGGAAGUAUCUGUCUCGACAUUCUGAAGGAACAAUGGAGCCCAGCAUUGACCAUUUCCAAGGUGCUCUUGUCGAUUUGUUCGUUGCUGACGGAUCCCAAUCCCGACGACCCUUUGGUGCCUGAGAUCGCACAUAUGUACAAGACAGACAGGACCAAGUACGAAGCCACUGCACGCAGCUGGACACAGAAGUAUGCCAUGGGAUGA